CCAAUAGAAAAGUUACAGGAGUGUACAGGAGGAGCGCUCGCUCGUGCUCCGCCGCGGCAGCUACGGAAAUGGUGCCUAAACUUUUGCUCGCGCUGGUUUUUGUCUUGUGUUUUCACGGAACUCCGUCAAAUGGACAGAAGAAGAAGGAGACGCUGCUCUCGGAAAAGGUCGGACAGAUGAUGGACUGGACGGCGAAGAGAGCCGUGAUCCGAAUGAACGGAGACAAGUUCAGGCGGUUUGUCCGAGCGCCUCCGCGCAACUACUCCGUCAUCAUCAUGUUCACGGCCCUGCAGCCUCAGAGGCAGUGUGGAGUGUGCAGGCAGGCAGAUGAGGAAUACCAAAUCCUUGCGAAUUCCUGGCGCUACUCCAGCGCGUUUACCAACAAGAUUUUCUUUGCAAUGGUGGAUUUUGAUGAAGGCGCGGACGUGUUUCAAAUGCUUAACAUGAACUCGGCCCCCACGUUCAUCAACUUCCCAGCCAAGGGGAAGCCAAAGCGCGCAGACACGUAUGAGCUGCAGGUUCGAGGCUUUGCGGCUGAACAGCUUGCUCGAUGGGUUGCUGACAGAACCGAGGUUCAUAUCAGGGUGAUCAGACCACCGAACUACGCUGGGCCGCUGAUGCUGGGCUUGCUCCUAGCCCUCAUUGGGAGCUUGGCGUACGUGCGGCGCAAUAAUCUCGAGUUUCUCUACAACAAAAACGUCUGGGCUUUUUCAGCACUGUGUUUCGUUUUGAUCAUGACGUCCGGCCAGAUGUGGAACCACAUUCGAGGGCCUCCAUACGCUCACAAAAAUCCCAGCACCGGUCAAGUGAGUUACAUCCACGGAAGCAGCCAAGCUCAGUUUGUGGCCGAGACACACAUCGUUCUUCUGUUCAACGCAGCCAUCACUUUCGGGAUGGUGCUCCUACACGAGGCGGCGACUUCCGAUCUGGACAUCGGGAAGAGGAAGAUCAUGUGUGUCGCCGGAAUCGGGCUUGUGAUACUCUUCUUCAGCUGGCUGUUGUCCAUCUUCAAGGCCAAAUACCACGGAUAUCCUUACAGUUUCCUGAUGAAUUGAGUUAAGCACAGACCUGGAGUAUAAUUCCAGGAUCCUCAGUGGAAGGUCGACGUUUGAAGAACCCCUUUUUCCUCAGAACCUUCUACAGUUCAACAAGCCUUACUGGUUCACAAUAAUGAGUAGUGUAAUUUCUGUCUGAUUUCUUUGUGUGUGGGUGGGUGGGGUUUUUUUUUUGUUUGUUUGUUUGUUUGUUUGGGGUUUUUUUUUUUUUGUUUUUUUAACGUCCAAAUGAAUUUUUUGAUUGGUGUGUUGAAACAUUUUUUUAGCAAAAGCAACUGAGGACUUGUUACUCUGAAAGCUCUGGACAGUAGAUCAGAAGUAUUGUGAUUGUUGUGAUGUUUGCUGGUAAAUGCAUUAUUACCCUCUACAGGCUAUGCAGUCCUUCAUUUACCUGUUCUAACGUUAAAGGUGCAAACUCCAGGUUAGACGGCGCAUGAGGACGAGCACAACGUUUUCCACGCUACCUCGUGUCUCGACUCGUGUCCUUUUGAAGCGUUCCAAAGCCAAAACGAAGCAGUUUGUUAGUUAGUGUUCUGUAGUUGCUUUUGUCUGGGGGUAGAGGCUGAGUGUUCGAUUUGCGUAAAUCUUUGUGAUUCUGAUGUCCCUGUAUUCCAUUCAUGUUUUAAUACGCCCUUGUCGACUUUCCCUCACGACUCAGAAAGUGCCUACUGUCUGUCACAUGUGGCCAGGGAAUAGGACAUAACAGCGAGUGGAUAUUUCCGCCUCGUCAACCUGCGAGCAUAGUGUCGUUCCCAUGGUGAUUCGUACCGACUAUUACUUUUGAACCAUGCGCAGAGGCAUAUCGGCUCGCUGACUACUCGGUACAUUAUAUACCGUCAUAUAUAUUACGUCAGCCGUCUAUGGCGUUGUUAACUCGGUCCCUCAAACCUGCAGCAGGUUUUCAUUUGAGCUGAUUGACAGCAGGUGUUCCUCCAAGUGGAAGUGGACAAGUGUGUUUAAAACAGUAAUGGAACACAGCCCCGGUCCGCUUGUUAAGGAAAUGACUCGUACACCUAUGCUUAAAAAAAAAAAAAAAAUCAAGGUGCUGCUCUGUGUAAUGCCUCAGGUGAUGCCACAUGCCAUUAAAAGUGCCUUAAGUACCAGUUUGGUUGUGUGGUUGUGUUUUGUGCUUAAUAAUAUGAGAAUGUAAUGAAUAGGAAAACUGAUGAUGGCAGAGGAAAGGUGUAGCCCAAAAUACUCUACGUAUCUGUUUCGUGCUCCAAGUGAUUCAGAUUUAAAUCUGAAGUGGGCGUGGCCUAAAACAGAAGGGGGUUUACCCAACCUCUAUGCCUUUGGAAACACCGAGUACAUAAUUAGCAUCAGCUAGAGAUGUACGUAUUGAUGUACGUGUUGAUUCAUUGAACCCGCUCACACCAAUAUUAUUUGUGUUUGUAAAUGCCUGUGAACUUUUCUAACGAAUUUAGAUGGCUUUGUUUCCCAAAGUAUAAACAAACCAGCCUAAUUUUAACCACAGUAAUCCCAACCAGGAAGUGACCUAAGGAUGAAUAAACGAACCUUGUAAACA
Molecule: messenger RNA, 2580 nt
Organism: Ictalurus punctatus (channel catfish)
Lineage: Eukaryota; Metazoa; Chordata; Actinopteri; Siluriformes; Ictaluridae
Gene: magt1
Product: magnesium transporter 1
Exons: 10
Coding region: 69-1055 (328 amino acids)
Cellular component (GO): oligosaccharyltransferase complex
Source: RefSeq, a predicted model, not a curated record